AUGCAGCGCCGGCAGGCUCGCAAGGAGGACACAGCCCCAGCAGCUCGGCACCUCCACGGCAGCUGUCGCCGCUCUGUCACCUGCGUGUGCCCGGGAGGAGGCUCUGCCCUCCGCCGAGGGGGGCAAAAUCAGCUUAGGAAGGCAAAGUUUGACGCGCGAAUUCCUGUUGUUGCAGCGUGCCUCAUGUGACAGGAUAUUUCCUUAUCAUUCCCAGCGCAGAGCUUUCCCCGACCCCAGCCCUGCGCCAGUGCCGGAGCUGCCCGGCGGGACGCGCUCGGCGCCGGGCCAUGGCUGCCGCCCUGCUGCUGCUGCUGGCGCUCCUGCCGCGGGUGCUGCCGCUGCUGGAUCCUAGCAUCUUCUUAAUCUACAAUGAAGACCACAAGCGCUGUGUGCUGGCUCAGAGCUCUAACUCAGUGACAACUGCUCCUUGUGUCCAAGAGAGUGAGUCACAGAAAUUCAGGUGGGUCUCAGAUCACCAGCUGAUGAGUGUAGCGUUCAAACUGUGCUUGGGAGUGCCUUCGAAGAAAGACUGGGUCCCCAUCACCCUCUACCCCUGCAACAAGGGCAGUGAACUCCAGCGCUGGGAAUGCAGAAAUGAGACUCUCUUUGCAAUCCAAGGGGAAGAUCUGUUUUUCAACUAUGGAAACAGACAGGAGAGGAAUAUUAUGCUGUACAAGGGAUCUGGUUUGUGGAGUAGGUGGAAGGUCUACGGCACCACAGACGAUCUGUGCUCUCGAGGCUAUGAAGAUACCUACACAGUGAGAGGAAAUGCCAAUGGAGCACCUUGUGUCUUCCCCUUCAAGUUUGGUGAUAAGUGGUAUGCUGACUGCACAGAUGCUGGCAGAUCUGAUGGCUGGUUCUGGUGUGGAACCACUUCAGACUUUGAUGUAGACAAGAUGUAUGGAUUUUGCCCACUGAAAUUUAACAGUAUGGAUUCCCUGUGGAAUACAGAUCCACUAACAAAUGUCCAGUACCAGAUAAACUCUGAUGCAGCCCUGCAGUGGCACCAGGCAAGGAAAAGCUGUCAACAACAGAAGGCAGAGUUACUAAGCAUCACAGAGCUGCAUGAACAAACAUACCUGGCAGGUGUGACUGCCAGGCUGAGCUCUGCUCUCUGGUUUGGACUCAACAGUUUGAACUUCAACGGCGGCUGGCAGUGGGUCGGGGGAGCUCCUUUCCGCUACCUGAACUGGCUGCCAGGACAUCCUUCUCCAGAACCUGGCAAAGUCUGUGGAGCAUUCAAUCCUGGCAAAGGUGCCAAGUGGGAGACUCGGGAGUGCAGUCAGAGGCUUGGCUAUGUCUGCAAACGAGGGAAUGCCACUCUGGAAUCCUUCAGCAUUCCCACAGAGACGAAUGUCCCUGUGCGAUGUCCUGACCAUUGGGUCUCUUAUGCUGGCCACUGCUACAGGAUUCACAGGGACCCCAAGAUAUGGAAAGAUGCAUUAACAUCUUGCAGGAAAGAGGAUGGGGACCUGGCCAGCAUCCAUAAUGUGGAAGAGUACAGCUUUGUUAUUUCUCAGCUUGGCUACCAGGCAGCUGAUGAGCUGUGGAUUGGGUUGAAUGACCUCAAGGUUGAGCUGUAUUUUGAAUGGAGUGACAGGACCCCUGUCACCUACGCUAGGUGGCUGCGUGGAGAGCCCACUCAUGCCAGCAACAGGCAAGAGGACUGCGUGGUUAUGAAGGGCAAGGAUGGAUUUUGGGCAGACCAUUCUUGUGAAAAGAAAACUGGCUACAUCUGUAAAAGAAAAGCCUUGGCAGAAGUUGGUGUGGAAGAGGAACCUGUUGACACAGGCUGCCAGAGAGGCUGGCAGAGGCAUGGCUUGUACUGUUACCUCCUUGGCACCACCUUCGCAUCGUUUUCCGAAGCCAAUCAGACCUGUGGCAGGCAGGAAGCCUUUCUGGCGACUAUCGAGGACAGAUAUGAACAAGCCUAUCUCACCAGCCUGGUUGGGCUGAGAACAGAAAGAUACUUUUGGAUUGGCCUGUCAGAUGUGGAAGAGAAGGGGACCUUCAAGUGGGCCAAUGGCCAACCUGUCUUGUUUACACACUGGAAUUCUGAAAUGCCUGGCAGGAGGCCAGGCUGUGUUGCCAUGAGGACUGGAACUGCAGGUGGAUUAUGGGAUGUAAUCAAAUGUGAAGAAAAAGCAAAGUUCCUCUGCAAGGUGUGGGCAGAGGGAGUGACUCCUCCACCUGUUCCUACCACGACUCCUGUUCCCCGGUGUCCAGAGGGCUGGGACUCAAACAGUCGCAUCAGCUUCUGCUUCAAACCUUUUUCAAGAGGAGAGCACAAGAAGACGUGGCUUGAGUCUCAGGAGUUCUGUCGAGCCAUCGGGGGAGACCUGGCCUCCAUCACCAGCAAAGAGGACCAGUACGUGAUCUGGCGCUCCAUCGCGAGCAAUGGCCUCUACCGCCAGCAUUUCUGGAUGGGCUUGUACUACCUGAACCCUGAUGAUGGCUUUGUUUGGAGUGAUGGAUCUCCAGUGAGAUAUGAAAACUGGGGCUUUGGAGAGCCCAACAAUUACCAAGGCAUUGAGCUGUGUGCAGAGCUCAGUGGGGACUCCAGCAUGCUUUGGAACGACAGGCACUGUGAUUAUCUCUAUGGAUGGAUUUGCCAGAUCAGAAAAGGGGCAAGUGUAAAGCCUGAGCCAACAGAAUCUCCUGUCCCCCAGUACCAGAGCACUGAGGACGGCUGGGUGCUGGAUGGAGAGCAGCAGUACUAUUUCAGCACGGAGAGUGUCCCUAUGGAGAAGGGUCGGGAGUUCUGCAGGAGGCACUCUGGGGACCUGGCUGCCAUCCAGGGCGAGAGCGAAAGGAGGUUCCUCUGGCGCUACCUGCUGAAGAACGGCAAGGAGGAGGCUUACUUCAUUGGCUUACAGCUGAGUGUCGACCAGCGAGCCAGCUGGAUGGAUGGCAGCCCAGUGAAUUAUCUGGCCUGGGCACCCCACGAGCCCAACUUUGCAAACAACGACGAAAACUGUGUGGUUAUGUACAAGAACUUAGGCUUUUGGAAUGACAUCAACUGUGGUUAUCCCAACCCUUACAUCUGUGAAAGGCACAACAGCUCUGUUAAUUCCACUGCUGCUCCAACUACACCUUCAAGCCCUAGAGGAUGCCAUCCAUCUUGGCUUUCCUUUCACAAUAAGUGUUACAAAGUCUUUGGGUCUGCAGAAGAGAAGCGUGUCACCUGGCACGCUGCACGGACAGCCUGCAUGAACCUGGGAGGAAACCUGGCCAGCAUCCCCAACGAGCAAGUGCAAGCUUUCCUCACCUUCCACAUGAAAGGUUUUGCUACUGAUGCAUGGAUUGGACUGAAUGACAUAAAUCAUGAGCUGCAGUUCCUCUGGACAGAUGGCACAGGAGUGUACUUCACAAACUGGGCCAAAGGCUUCCCAUCAGGACACAGGGAUACGUAUGAUGGACAGGCUGAUUGUGUUGUCAUGAGGAACAGCCCUGUCAAGGAAGCAGGGAAGUGGGCUGAUGAAACGUGUGGGAACAGCAGAGGAUACAUAUGCCAGAUCAAUGCAGAUGCUGAGUUUCAGCCAAGCUCAUCCCCACCCAGCGUUAUCCGUUAUGGUAACAGCAGUUAUUUGUUUGUCCAUACCAAAAUGGAGUGGGAGGAUGCCAGACAGAACUGCAGGCAGCACCAGUUCGACCUUUCCAGCAUCCUAGACCCCUACAGCCACUCGUUCCUGUGGCUAAAGGUGUUAAAGUACGGAGUGCCCCUGUGGAUUGGGCUGAACAGUAACGUGACCAACGGCCGCUAUGAAUGGGUAGACAACUGGAGAAUGAAGUACACCAAAUGGGCUGAAGGGGAGCCAAAGCAGAAGAUAGGCUGUGUCUAUCUGGAUGUUUCUGGAGCCUGGAAAACAGGAUCCUGCAAUGAAAGUUACUUCUCUGCUUGCAAAAAAGCUGAUGUCCAAGCUCCCACCGAGCCCCCUCAGCUCCCAGGAAAGUGCCCUGAAUCAGAGGGACACAAGUCUUGGAUCCCUUUCCGAGGUCACUGCUACUACAUUGAGUCUUCAUCUACAAGAAACUGGGCCCAGGCAUCUUUGGAAUGUCUCAGACUAGGUGCCUCUCUGGUGUCAGUUGAAGACUCAGCUGAAGCCAACUUCCUGGCAUAUGCUAUUGAGCCUCUUGAAGGGAAAACAUCAACGUUUUGGACAGGAAUGUACAGAAAUGUGGAUGGGGAGUGGCUGUGGCUGGACAACACCGCAGUGAACUUUGUCAACUGGAACGUGGGAGAGCCUUCCCCUCAGCAGAACGAGCACUGCGUGGAGAUGUAUGCAAGCUCUGGCUACUGGAACAACAACUACUGCUCCUCCUACAAAGGCUAUGUCUGUAAGAAGCCCAAGGUGACAGAGCCAUCACCAGCAGCGGAGAUGCCACCAGCUGAAAUGCCUACGAAGGCCAUGGCAAAGGACAAGAAGGCUUCUGCUCUGGACCACACUAAAACAGGAGUUGUAGUCAUAGUUGUCAUCUUCAUCCUGGCUGGCAGCAGCCUGUCAGGCUACCUCUUCUACAAGAGGAGGAAGAGUCACCUGGCAGCCAGUGACAGCUUUGAGAACAACCUGUACUUCAACGGUGAGGCAGCUCCUGGCACCAGCGACACCAAGGAGCUGGUGUCCAACAUUGAGCGCAAUGAGCAUGCCACCCUCUAACAGCAGGGGGGGAACCAGGCUGGGACCUGGGAUGCCAGGAGGGAAACUUGCCUUGUUUGAAUAAAACUAUGCAGCCAGAAGGAA
This is a messenger RNA of Pogoniulus pusillus (Red-fronted tinkerbird), 4742 nucleotides long. It is a transcript of the gene MRC1, whose product is annotated as mannose receptor C-type 1. Gene Ontology annotation, molecular function: signaling receptor activity. Gene Ontology annotation, biological process: receptor-mediated endocytosis. The transcript is spliced from 30 exons. The record is from RefSeq and is a predicted model, not a curated record. Gene Ontology annotation, cellular component: plasma membrane. NCBI's taxonomy places the organism in Eukaryota, Metazoa, Chordata, Aves, Piciformes, Lybiidae. The coding region runs from base 288 to 4658 and encodes 1456 amino acids.